AUGGCUGGGAGACAAGUGCUGUUCUGCUUGGGAUUAUAUAUUUUGGUGGCUUCCGCUCGUGGAUCAUGCUUCGACGAUGAUGUUCCCGCGUGCGCACGGAGUCGCGACAGCGGCAUGUACUUCCUUUUCAAGAACGAGUGCGAUCUGCGCAAGGCCCAGCGAGGCAACCUAAUUGGUGCACCCUUAUAUGAUGUGACUCUGCGGCACUGCUUCCCCAAUUGUGACUUCCAGUGCGGCAAUGGAUAUCAGCCAUUCUGCGGCGUCAGUGCGAGCACUGGGGAGCGCAGGACUUUCAGGAACCGAUGUGAAAUGGGACGCAGCUCGUGCUUGUUGCAGUCCGACUGGGCGGUGUACAGGUGGGGCGUGUGUCCCAAGGCCAGCAGAGAGACUCUGGCACAGCAUACAUCACCAUACGUGGGGAAAUACCAGCGUCCACAGCCAGUGCCUUGCACCAGGAUCUAUCGUCCAGUGUGCGCAGUAUAUGCGGGUGUAAAGUCUACAUUUUCGAAUGAGUGCUUGGUAAACGCCGAGAACAUUAAGACACAGAGAAAUUGGCGCAUAGUCUCCGAGGGACUUUGUGGCGAGGACAGCACCAAAAUGAAGCACAGUCGCAAAUAUAAGCCAAGGGCCAAGCCAAAACUGGAAGCGGAUCGGACCAAGCGCAGUCACAGUCACGGCAAGAACUCCAAUCAGGUGGAAGACUUCCAGAUACCCGAGGACGCAGUGCAAAUCUAUGCCCCCUCCACAUUCCACACCCAGUUCAUCAGCAACACAGGCACCAUGGAGAAGAGCUACUCCCUCCCAGCUCGCAAGCCCUAUGUGGUGUCCGCGCCAAAGGUCCGGCGAGUCUAUGGAAGUGCCACCACCGAAGGUAAUGCUCCCAAAAACUCCAUAAGGCCGUGCGUGUUUAGCAACGAGCCUGUGUGUGGCAGCUUCAACGGCGAGAGACGCACAUUUUCGAAUGUGUGUGCUCUCAUAGACUACAGCCAGAGCGUCGGUGACGCAUGGUCCAUUUUACACGACGGCUCCUGCCGACGCUGUAACAAGUCCUGCCCCUCGGUCUAUCAGCCUGUGUGUGCCAGUCGGAAUGGCAUAGACCACACAGUAAUAAAUGAGUGCUUUCUGGAGAGAGUGCGUUGCAAGGAUCCCAGAAUUGUUUGGAAGAUCAUCCACAAAGGAGAGUGCGUAAAGUCCAGGGCAACGAUCAAGCCCAAGGCAGCUACCACGGAACGCGGUCACAAAUCUUCUCUGAUUCCCCGUAUGCUGUAUGCCACCAACAGGCGAAAUGCCUCCCGCCCCUCUACUACCACCACCACCACCACCGGGAAGCCUCUGGCCAGCCUCCAAAUAACGAAGACACCAAUAAACCCAUACAAGCCGCGCCAGCAGUUCAGGAAAUCGUUUAAACCAACGCCAGCAUCUGAGGAAUACAACAAUCGCAAGAUUCGCAAAAUAGAGUCGGCCAGUGCCGGCUUUGACCCCGUCCCUCGAUCCAGUUAUGCGCAGCCAAGCGAAGAAGAGUCCGCUUCCAGCCUUUGGUCUUCAAAUGACAAUUGGCUGGUGCGAAAGACCCUCGACAACGUCAAGGGUUACUUCAGCAAAAAACCAUCGACCUUCAAAAAGGCGCACAGCGAAAAGUAUCCGCAAUAUUCCUGGAUUAAGCCGGGGGAAUCCUCGCCCCUAGCAGAGCCACUUGAGGCGACGACCACAAGCAGAAUCACAGCAUCGCCGAUGCCGCCUACUCUGAGCAUUGCCUCGGCGGAACUAUUGAAUUUGGAUAUUGGGAACGCUGCAAACCUCUACGAAGAUGUAGAUCCACAAAUACUAUUUAUGCUGACCACCGCUGCCGCCACAAGCACAACCACAGCGACACCAGAACCCAUCGAGACCACGACUGCACCGACUACCACCUCUGACGCCACGAAUCCUCCUGACCCAACAGAAGUGUCUACAACAGCGUUCACAUCUCCAGAGGCAGGGGAAGAAACGACAAGCGAGGAGACUACCGUAGGCAUAGAAGAGACUUUUGCCACUACUGCUGCCACAUCAUCAGCCACAAUAGCUGAAGAUCUCUCCAGCACAGAAUCUGGAAGUGAGUCGAACGACGAGGCAUCAACGGAAGCCUCAACGACAACCCAGAGCAGUGAUUACACGGUGGAGGAGCCGCUAUCCGAAUCAAGUGGACAAACCUCCAUCUACGGUCUUGAUAAGAACUCGUUGAUCAUGCGUUUGUUACGCGCUAGAACAAAUCAAAAUGUGUUAAUUUAAGACUUCCAUUCAGUGUUAAAAUU
Molecule: messenger RNA, 2291 nt
Organism: Drosophila persimilis
Lineage: Eukaryota; Metazoa; Arthropoda; Insecta; Diptera; Drosophilidae
Exons: 5
Coding region: 1-2268 (755 amino acids)
Biological process (GO): multicellular organism development; cell differentiation
Molecular function (GO): protein binding
Source: RefSeq, a predicted model, not a curated record